Didymodactylos carnosus is the source of this 357-nucleotide messenger RNA. The record is from the annotation of a GenBank genome assembly. NCBI's taxonomy places the organism in Eukaryota, Metazoa, Rotifera, Eurotatoria, Philodinida, Philodinidae.
AUGGAAAAAUCCGGUGAAUAUUUGAGACAAUUAAUUCAACAUCUAUCAUUAUCUGUUAAUUCUUCAUCUGUCAAUAUUCUACGUGUUAAAUGUCAACUAUUACUAUGCGAUUGGUUAUUAGAAACACGUUGUAAUACGCCUCUGUUAAUUUGUUUACAAUUACAACAAAUUAUAAACGAUGUUGAAAAUCAACAAGGUUCAUCUGGUGAAUAUGCACAAGUGAAUUUUCAAUCGUAUCCUAUAAUGGCUCUUUUUAGUGAUCAAGGAUAUGAACGUAUUGAUUCAUUAAUUAAAUCGGUCGCUUAUGAAGGCGUGGCAUCGGAUUUCCUCGAAGCCCCAGAAUCAACAUUUCUUUAG